AUGCAGCAAAUGUUUGUUUUUAUAUCGCUGGCUUUGUUGGCCAGUGUGGCAGCCGGACCUGCAGUUAAUCCCGCUUUGUUUCCGUCAGGAUCACCUUUUGGUUUCUAUCCAGGUUCUGCUGCUCCAUUUGCCGCCGCCUAUGCAGGUGCUCCUUUUGCUGGUGCACCUUGGGUUAGUCCCUUAGGUGCUCCUUUGGGUGCUUCUCCUCUGGCCAUUUCCAGCAGCCAGCGCUUGGACUACUUCAAUCAAUUUAAUGCCGCCUUUGCUCCGACUGCUCCUGGUCGCAUCCUGGCUGCUAAUCCAUUCUCAGCGGCUGGCCCUCGUUUCAUUCAACCAACUCGUUUUAUUGCUGCUGGAGUGCCGGCACAAUUUUUUGUUUAA
Molecule: messenger RNA, 381 nt
Organism: Drosophila subpulchrella
Lineage: Eukaryota; Metazoa; Arthropoda; Insecta; Diptera; Drosophilidae
Exons: 2
Coding region: 1-381 (126 amino acids)
Source: RefSeq, a predicted model, not a curated record